AUGUCUAAAAUGGUUGGAGAUAGUAGCAUGAGUGAUGUGAAGAAGUUCACUGCUUUAAUUGUAGACGAUAACGUUCUUGUUCGAAAGAUUGAACAAGCUUUUCUUAAUAAGAAAGGAUUUGAAACUAAGUUUGUGGAAAAUGGCAAAGAGGUCGUAAAUAUUUUCAAUGAAGGAAAUUCUUUUGAUGUUGUUAUCAUGGAAAUGAAAUUGCCAGUAAUGGAUGAGAUUCAGGCAACUAAAGAGCUGCGAGCUAUGGGUGUUAAGUGUUUAAUAUUUGGCAUGACAACUUCUGAAGCAAAGUCUGACAUUCAAUCAUUCAUUGAAGCCGGUUUAGAUGAAUGCUUUCCGAAGCCACUGGAUUUUGUAAUGAUUGAUAAGCACUCAAGCGCCUCGAAAAUUGAUACUCAAAACAAAAAUAAUUAAUUAUGUUUAGUAAUUAAACUAUGUU
Messenger RNA from Chenopodium quinoa (quinoa), 448 nucleotides. Its product is annotated as two-component response regulator ARR22-like. Gene Ontology annotation, biological process: phosphorelay signal transduction system. The record is from RefSeq and is a predicted model, not a curated record. Bases 1 to 423 code for a protein of 140 amino acids. NCBI's taxonomy places the organism in Eukaryota, Viridiplantae, Streptophyta, Magnoliopsida, Caryophyllales, Amaranthaceae. The transcript is spliced from 2 exons.